This is a messenger RNA of Marmota monax (woodchuck), 2537 nucleotides long. RefSeq names its product KIAA0930 ortholog. Lineage: Eukaryota; Metazoa; Chordata; Mammalia; Rodentia; Sciuridae. The coding region runs from base 70 to 1287 and encodes 405 amino acids. The transcript is spliced from 10 exons. The record is from RefSeq and is a predicted model, not a curated record.
CUCCCCGCCGCCGCCGCGUCCCCGGAGCCUGCGGGCGGCGCCGAGGCCGAGGAGCGCUCGCUGCAGCACAUGCUGCGCGCCAUAGCGGAGGAGCGCGGCCGCCUGAGCCUGCGCCGCGAGGUCUGCGGCCUCGGGUGCUUCAAGGAUGACCGCAUCGUCUUCUGGACCUGGAUGUUCUCCACCUACUUCAUGGAGAAGUGGGCCCCGCGGCAGGACGACAUGCUCUUCUACGUGCGCAGGAAGCUGGCCUACGCCGGCAGCGAGGGCGGCGAGGGCAGGAAGCAGGCGGAGGCUGAGCCCGAGGUGGAGGUGGAGGUGUACCGGCGCGACUCCAAGAAGUUGCCGGGCCUGGGGGACCCCGACAUUGACUGGGAGGAGAGCGUGUGCCUGAAUCUCAUCCUGCAGAAGCUGGACUACAUGGUGACCUGUGCAGUGUGCACACGUUCUGAUGGAGGUGACAUUCACAUCCAUAAGAAGAAAUCCCAGCAAGUGUUUGCAUCUCCCAGCAAACACCCCAUGGACAGCAAAGGGGAAGAGUCCAAGAUGAGUUACCCUAACAUCUUCUUCAUGAUUGACAGCUUUGAGGAGGUGUUUAGCGACAUGACUGUGGGGGAAGGAGAGAUGGUGUGUGUGGAGCUGGUGGCCAGUGACAAAACCAACAUGUUCCAGGGGGUCAUCUUCCAGGGCUCUAUCCGCUACGAGGCGCUCAAGAAGGUGUAUGACAACCGAGUGAGCGUGGCUGCUCGCAUGGCCCAGAAGAUGUCAUUUGGCUUCUACAAGUACAACAACAUGGAGUUUGUGCGCAUGAAGGGGCCCCAGGGAAAGGGCCAUGCCGAGAUGGCAGUCAGCCGUGUGUCCACUGGUGACACGUCCCCCUGCGGGACUGAAGAGGACUCCAGCCCAGCUUCACCCAUGCAUGAGCGGGUGACCUCCUUCAGCACCCCCCCGACCCCGGAGCGGAACAACCGGCCUGCCUUCUUCUCCCCAUCCCUCAAGAGGAAGGUGCCCCGGAACCGGAUCGCCGAGAUGAAGAAGUCUCACUCCGCCAAUGACAGUGAGGAGUUUUUCCGGGAGGACGAUGGUGGAGCCGACCUGCACAAUGCAACCAAUCUGCGGUCCCGGUCCCUGUCUGGCACGGGACGGUCCCUGGUCGGGUCCUGGCUGAAACUGAACAGAGCCGAUGGGAACUUCCUUCUCUAUGCACACUUGACAUACGUCACUUUGCCGCUGCAUCGAAUCUUAACAGACAUCCUGGAAGUCCGGCAGAAGCCCAUCCUGAUGACCUAGAGUGCGUGCAGCCCUCUCGGAGCCCCGGCCCUGCUCAGCCCUGGGACUGCUGCCAAGUGCCUACCUGUCACCGCCACGGGGUCUUCUGUGACAAGCCAGUGCUGGAGCCACAGCCAGGCGGGGCCACUCGACUCCCGGGGCCAGGGCCGACUCUAGUACACCAGCCCAAACUGAAGUGCCUCGAACUCCUCCCUCUGGCUCUGCUCCCGCCCUGUGCCGCCACUCGCCCCCCCAGCCCGCCUCUGGAGAGCCCUCUGCAUCCAGAGGCCAGAGACACCAAGAGGCCAUAGGGUAGCCAGCGUCCAGAAUGUGCCCAGACCCACUGACCUGGCUCACAGCUGACAGAGCCGGACCCACCCCGGGCGCUCCGUGGUCAGACUGUGUGUCCUUAGGGAAGCCCAGCUGAGGAUUUGGCAAAGGGGUCCCGACACACCUGGGCCUCCAGCUAGUCCAGCUCAGCCUCCCCUAGUCACUGCUGUCACAAUAGGUUACUGCAGGAAGACGGGGAAGAUGGGAACUUGCUAUUGGACGCUUUGCCCUGGGCUGGAGCACCUCUCUCACACCCAGUUCCAGAACAGCCCGAGCCAAGCAGAUCGCCCUGAUUCCGCCAGAAUGGCCUUUCGCUUCCAGCCAAAGAACACCACCAACACACAACCUCCGACCCGGACGCGUCCUGUUCUGGGCCUCGGCUGGAGGGUCCCCUGGAAUUUGGAUUCUUUGGGCAGGUGGGAGGGCUUGGUGGUCAGUGUCUGAUGUGGGCUGGGGUUGGCCUCCCCUCAGGAAGGUUCUAGGCCUACCCGCCGUCCUGAGGCUGGAGGGGGCUGGGCAUCAUUUCCUGUCCUUGGUGGUCUUUGGCUGGUGUGCUGGCCCCUCUUCUCAGACCAGCUCCCUGGGCAAAGAGUGGGGCUCAGCUGGGUGUGCACGGCAGGUGCAGUGGUCAGUGUGUGGGCUGCCAGCCUGGCCUUGCCCUAGCGCGAAGGAGCCGCAUCUGGUGACGCGCAGUGUGCUCUCGUGAGCAGAGGCCUCCCCCACCCAACAGGGAAUAAACUGGAAGCUGAGUCUCUUUGUUGCUGUUUUGAAGUCCCCCAUACUGGAGGGCACCAGUCGUUUAAGACCCUCUGCAGGCCGCAGAGGCAGACGGGAGCAUGUCUUCCUGCCUCUGCGUUCUGCGGGCUCCGGGAAUGGGGCACCACUUCGGGGCUUUCUCCAGAUUUUGUAUAUUGUUAUUAAAAGCGAGCUGUUGCGUUUCA